UCUCUGCUGGCCAUUCAAAAGUGUGUGUUCUUUACGAAAUUGUGUUGUAAAUUCAAAAUAAAGCUAUAUAAAAUUACACAAAAAGUGCAAAAUCUGUAUAAAGUACUCGUACUCGCACAGUGAAAAUGCCUGUUGCAGAAGCUACUAAAGGCAAAGGCAGGAAGACAGCAGCCGCUGCUGCUGCCGCUGUGGCAAGGAACAAAACGAGCAAGGAGGAGGCCACCGCUAAUCCAAUGGAUCUAGACGAUGACAGCAAGAGCGACCAUGAGCAGAAAAAGGAGGUCGGGCCUGAUGAUGUCGAUGCGCAUGCAAGCACAAAGGAAAUGGCAGCCACAGACGAGCCGGAAGCAGACCCCGAACACGACGAGGACGAUGAGCCGGACAGCAACGAAAACAGCGAUCCGGAGGAGCAAGUGGAGCCGCCGGCCUUCAGUCUGGCCACACUGGGACUACAGCGCGUGGGAAGCGCCCCACCACCUAAGCCUAAGGUAACGAAGGCACCCAUUCCAACGCUGAAUGCCCGAGGAAUGCCCGCCCGAAUUCGCAAGAGAAACAAACUCUUCUACGACGAGAACAUUAUCAACGACGACAAACCGCUGCGCAUGAGCCUUGCUCCUAAGAAGAUGCCCGGUCGCCCACCCCUGGCCGCCGGGGGUCCUGGCAGCGGCUCGGGAAAGGCGCACAACACCCCCGCCAAGGUGCUCAAGAAACGUAAGGGUGUCGUCUCCCGCUACAUGCGCUCCAGCGACAAUGGAUCCAGCUCCACCUCAGUCGGCAGCCAGCAUCAGGUUACGGCAGCUGGCAACAAGAACAAGAAGACGGCAGCUAAGGGACAGGCUGGUAGGCAUACACAGUCCACACAGUCCAAAACGAACCCAUCCGGCCACAAGUCGGGCAAGAUCAGCAGUGCAACAGCCUCUGGAGGAGCGAAGGUGUCGACCGCCGCAGCUGCUGCCGUCGCCGCUGCAGAGGAGGAGGCUAGCCAGGCCCAAGCCCUGUUGGUGGCCAACAAGCGGGUGGGCCAGGCGAUCGGUCUCCGUCUGCGUAACCUACUCAAGCUGCCCAAGGCCCACAAGUGGGCCAUCGCCGAGUGGUUCUACUCAUACAUAGACAGACCGCUCUUCGACAGCCGUGAUGAGUUCUUGAACCACGUGAACGAGUUGGAUCCGCGCCUGGGAACGCGCCAGCUCAACCGGCACGAAUGGUCGACCAUACGGCGACAGAUGGGAAAGCCCAGGCGCUGCUCAGCCAACUUCUUCAGCGAGGAGCGCAAAGAGCUGGACAGGAAACGGAAGCUUAUGCGCACUCUCCAGUCGCGCAAGCCGGGAGAGCUGAAGGAUUCCGUUCUGCUGUCGGACAUGCCUGAGAAGAUCCCCAUGCCACUGCCGCUGGGCACCAAGGUGACGUCUCGGCUGCGCACCCCCCAGGACGGCAUCUUCGCUGGCACUGUCGCCGCCUACGACUCUCUGAACGCUAUGUACCGGGUAACGUUUGAGCGUCCCGGCCUGGGGACCCACGCCAUACCGGACUUUGAGAUUGUGUCGGAGAACUUUCAUGAGAUGCUGCCACUUCAUAGCUUCACCAAGGACUUCCGUCCCAACCUGAUGAGCAUAUACCAGACCAACAACAUGGGCUUCACCACGAACCUGGGCUAUACGGCGAGCCUCACCAGAACAUAUCUGCAGAAGCGUCCAUCCAGUAAUGGGAAGAAGGCAGGUGGAGGACUGUUUGGUCCUCAGAAACAUCUGGCCAGCAAUAACGCUGCUGCAAGGAACGCUCUUAGCAUGAAACUGAACAAGAGUGAUCCCCUGCUGGGGCAGGACGCCAUCGGUGAUAGUCCGAUGCGGCCGCAGCUGAUCCGAGUUCACAACUACUCGAACAAGCUGCUUGAGCAUCUUGUACACUUGGAGAAGUAUAUCUCGGUAAAGGCCGAGCGCAUCCACCGCUUAAACAAGAUGAACGCCACCGCGGAGCUAGCCAUGGGAGAGAUGCUCGGCCAAGACGAGACUGGAGAGCGCCACCGGCGCCACAUCGCCGACAACUUUCAGCGCCAGUACGCCUUCAACAUCGUCUCCAUUGAGCGCAUCAAUACCGACCUCAUGUAUGAGCUCACCAAAGUGCAAGAACUCUCCUCCACCUUGACGAGAAAUCCCAACGUCCAAGCUAUGAUCUCGCCCACGUACCUGCGGGAGCAGUGUCGGGCCAAGGCGAGCCAGACGGUGGAUGAAAUGAAUAAGGGCUUGGUGAGGAAUGAGCGCAUGGUGACGUUGCUAAAGAACCUGGCCACGCUGCUGAUGGUCACUCAGAACCUGGGCGGGGAUUGCCCUGUAAGCGAGGUCAGGCAGGUGCUCGAGGGCUGCAUGGAAGAGGUGCGCACCAACCUUGUGAGCGCCGAUAACAUGGAGGUGUUCCACAACAGCGUUCAAAUGCGGCUGGAGUUCAUUGCCUUGGACAUCACUCGGAAUCUCGAGAAGCGCAGGCACAGCCGGGCAGCUGCUGCUACUGCUGCUGCUGCUGCGGCUGCGGCUACCGAGGAUGUCAAGUCGCCGAAGACACCCAAACAGGAGGAGACCGAUGAGGACAAUGAUGCUGUUAAUGAAGGUGCUGGCGACACAUCAAAGUGCACAGUAAAUGAGGGGGAUGGAAAAACGAAGCCUGUCGUUGUAGAUGAUUCCAACAAGGCUCCAAAUAAUAGAGCUGCUGACACCACAGAAGCUAAAAAGGAGAUAAAGCAGCGGCAGCAGGAAGACAAGCUUGAUCUUAUGGAUGUGGAUAGUGGUGGACAGCAGGCAGCGGGCAAUGGCGAAGGGGAAGGCGACGUCGAAGACGAUGAGAAAAUUGACUCGGACGAGGCUGAAACUGACAAUGCAGAGCAGCAGCAGCGAGAGGAGGACCCACAGUCACCAAAUCCCGCCACCGACGACUCCCAGAUAACAAUCGAAUCGAUGAAGGAGUCUGAGGAUGAGGAGGAGAUUGAUAUGGUCGGCGUUGAGCGGCUGAACUUAGAGGAAGAAAACUCUGAAUUCCAGGAGGAAUUCAUUUACGAGAAGUAGA
Drosophila guanche is the source of this 3054-nucleotide messenger RNA. RefSeq names its product protein lin-9 homolog (gene mip130). The record is from RefSeq and is a predicted model, not a curated record. Gene Ontology annotation, biological process: DNA-templated transcription; regulation of cell cycle; regulation of transcription by RNA polymerase II. Bases 126 to 3053 code for a protein of 975 amino acids. NCBI's taxonomy places the organism in Eukaryota, Metazoa, Arthropoda, Insecta, Diptera, Drosophilidae. Gene Ontology annotation, molecular function: DNA binding. Gene Ontology annotation, cellular component: nucleoplasm; transcription repressor complex. The transcript has 3 exons.